AUGGCCCCUAACACCAAGAAAGGCGGUGCCUCCAAGGCUCCCAAGGGCUCCAAGCAGGCCAAUGCUGCUGCCAAGGCUGCCCUGAAGGGUACCAACUCCCACAAGAAGACCAAGGUCCGCUACACGACCUCCUUCCACCGCCCCAAGACUCUCGUUGUCUCCCGCGCCCCCAAGUACCCCCGCAAGUCGAUCCCUCACGAGCCCCGUCUCGACGAGCACAAGAUCAUCAUCCACCCCCUCAACACCGAGAGCGCCAUGAAGAAGAUUGAGGAGAACAACACCCUCGUCUUCAUCGUCGACAUCAAGUCCAACAAGGCCCAGAUCAAGCAGGCCUUGAAGAAGCUCUACGACAUCGACACCGUCAAGAUCAACACCCUGAUCCGCCCUGACGGCUCCAAGAAGGCCUACGCCCGCCUCACCCCUGACGUCGAUGCUCUUGACAUCGCCGCCACCAAGCUGGCUCUCGUUUAA
Colletotrichum aenigma is the source of this 471-nucleotide messenger RNA. RefSeq names its product 60S ribosomal protein L25 (gene RL25). Gene Ontology annotation, cellular component: ribosome; cytosolic large ribosomal subunit. The transcript is spliced from 4 exons. NCBI's taxonomy places the organism in Eukaryota, Fungi, Ascomycota, Sordariomycetes, Glomerellales, Glomerellaceae. Bases 1 to 471 code for a protein of 156 amino acids. The record is from RefSeq and is a predicted model, not a curated record. Gene Ontology annotation, biological process: ribosomal large subunit assembly; translation. Gene Ontology annotation, molecular function: structural constituent of ribosome.